This is a messenger RNA of Clupea harengus (Atlantic herring), 1545 nucleotides long. RefSeq names its product bone gamma-carboxyglutamate (gla) protein, like (gene bglapl). Gene Ontology annotation, cellular component: extracellular region. Gene Ontology annotation, biological process: osteoblast differentiation; regulation of cellular response to insulin stimulus; response to vitamin K. NCBI's taxonomy places the organism in Eukaryota, Metazoa, Chordata, Actinopteri, Clupeiformes, Clupeidae. The transcript is spliced from 4 exons. Gene Ontology annotation, molecular function: calcium ion binding; structural constituent of bone; hydroxyapatite binding. The coding region runs from base 50 to 679 and encodes 209 amino acids. The record is from RefSeq and is a predicted model, not a curated record.
UAUUCUUUCAGCCGAAGAGAAAGACAGAAAAACAACAACAACGAGAACCAUGAAGACUUUUGCCAUCCUCACCAUCUGCGCUGUGCUGUCCGUCUGUCUGUCCAACCAAGACAUGACCAUGGAGGCUUCCUCUGACCCUGACGUAGCUGCAACUGCCGCACCCGACCUCUCGUCCCCCUCCGACUCAGCUUCAUCAUCAGCCUCUUCCUCUUCCUCUUCCUCCGAGUCCGACUCCUCCGCUUCCGACUCCUCGGCCUCCGACUCCUCCGCUUCGGACUCCUCUGCCUCCGAUUCCUCAGCUUCCUCCUCUUCCUCGUCUUCCUCCUCCUCUUCCUCCGAGUCCACUGAGGUUUCCAACCCAUUCUCCAUAGAUGUGGCCAUAGAUGCAGCUACAGAUGCAGCCAUAGAUGUGGCCAUAGAUGUGGCCAUCGAUGCAGCCACAGAUGCUGCCAUUGAUGCAGCCACAGCCCUGGCCCACGAGGUGAUUGUGAAUAGGGAGGUGGCCACUGGCCUCCUCAGGACGUACAGGGGAGGAGACACGCCAGCAGCCGACCUCUCUCUUCUUCAGCUGGAGAGUCUGAGGGAAGUGUGCGAGGUCAACCUGGCAUGCGACCACAUGGCCGAGACAACCGGCAUCGUUGCCGCCUACACAGCCUACUACGGCCCCGUGCCCUUCUAAACCGCCCCGCAAUCCCAGACGGCUAGCCUCUGGAAUCUGCUCUUCCAACAUCCCCCUUCCUUUUUCUUUUUUGAGAGAGAGACGGUGUUAGCGACUUGACAAACAGGACAACCACUUUUUUUGACAAAAGAGCAACACGUGGUUCUUUCCCCACCGCUUGAGAGUGCUCUCAAUGGUUUCGGUAGCCUAGUGUUGAGAGAUUUUUUUAUAAGAGCCGCAAAUGAAACCAGCUCUCCUUUUUGAAACAGCAGGAGCUGUCAACUGCUAAAAUGCAGAGUAGCGCACUAGCGCUGUGUCAACAACAUUUCUGCCCUCCGUCCUCAGCACAACUGAGGGGAUGUAAGGAACGCGAAGCCUGUAUAGAAAUACCGAAGUAAAUAUGGCCUGGGGUUACAAAAAAAAAGUUAUAUGUUUGCAGAGUUUUAAGCUUAAAGUCUUUAUCUGUGCAUUGCUGUUCAAUGUGUAUUGCUUCUAGGUACUCUGCAGCUUACUAUCCUGAAAGUCAACUUUUUUUGUAAGUUAUUGAGUUUUACAAGUGAUAGUUACUGGCAGUGUAAGCCAUGGUAAUUGUUACAUCUGUAUAGCUGAAAGGUGCUAUUUCCACUUUUGUGUGGAUUCUUCAACCAACUGUACACACUUUACCAUUGCUGUUUGAAAGUGGCUGAAUACUCAUGAGAGGAAAUGCUCUCUUGGAGUGUAUUCACCCAUCCAUUAGAUUGACAAACAAACCAACACAUUGGUUGCAGCUGUCAGUCUUUUUUGUAUUGUUUUUCUAAAGUGCACAUAAUUUGUGUAAAUUGUUACAGUGGAUUACACCACUUCGCUUGAAUGUUUGUGUCCAAUAAAAUAACGUUUGAAAUAUAAAA